UCCCUCGAAACAUCCUGUGAGGCUGUUUUGCGGAAUUUAUACAUCCCAACCUGGCAACUUGCGUGUUGUUCAGGGGGAGGCGCUUAUUCGCAGUAGUUUCUGGAAGGAACCUCAUGCUUGCACCAUGGAGAAAGUUUCAGCAUUGAAAGACCAAGGCAACAAGGCACUGAGUGCAGGAAAUAUUGACGAGGCUGUACGAUGCUACACCGACGCUUUGGCCCUUGACCCUUCAAACCAUGUCCUGUUCAGUAACCGCUCUGCUGCCUACGCUAAGAAGGGCGACUAUGAGAAUGCUCUCCGGGAUGCCUGUGACACCAUCAAGAUCAAGCCUGACUGGGGAAAGGGUUACUCCCGUAAAGCUGCAGCAUUGGAAUUCCUUGGCAAAUUGGAGGAUGCUAAAGGAACUUACCAAGAGGGACUCAGGCAAGAGCCUGGUAAUCAGCAGCUAAAGGAGGGUUUACAGAACAUUGAAGCCCGGCUUGCUGAGAAAUCAAUGAUGAACCCCUUUGCCAUGCCCAACUUGUAUCAGAAGCUGGAGAAUGAUUCUCGGACCCGUGAGCUACUCUCAGAUUCCAGCUACAGAGAACUGCUGGAGCAGCUCAGGAACAAACCGUCGGAGCUUGGCACGAAGCUGCAGGAUCCCAGAGUGAUGACCACUCUCUCUGUGCUGCUGGGGCUGAACCUCUCUGAGAUGGAGGAAGAAGAGGAGCCUACUCCACCUCCUCCUCCCAAACCCAAAGAGACUCAGCCGCCUCCUCCUAAAGAGGAAGACCUUCCCGAUAACAAGAGAAAGGCCUUGAAAGAGAAGGAACUUGGGAAUACUGCAUAUAAGAAUAAGGACUUUCAUACAGCGCUGAAACAUUAUGAAGAAGCAAUCCAACAUGACCCCACCAACAUGACUUACAUAUCCAAUCAAGCAGCUGUGUACUUUGAGAUGGGAGAUUUUGAGAAGUGCCGAGAGCUGUGUGAGAAGGCCAUCGACGUUGGCAGAGAGAACCGGGAGGACUACAGACAAAUCGCUAAGGCCUUGGCUAGGAUUGGAAACUCGUACUUCAAGCAGGAGAAAUACAAAGAAGCUAUUCAGUAUUUGAACAAGAGUUUGUCUGAGCAUCGUACACCUGACGUCCUAAAGAGGUGUCAACAGGCAGAGAAGAUAUUGAAAGAGGAGGAGAAACUAGCAUACAUCAACCCCGACUUGGCCCUGGAAGCGAAAACCAAGGGCAACGACGCCUUCCAGAAAGGCGACUACCCCUUAGCCAUGAAAAAUUAUUCGGAGGCCAUCAAGAGAAACCCCAAGGAUGCCAAACUCUUCAGUAACAGAGCCGCCUGCUACACAAAGCUGUUGGAGUUUCAACUUGCCCUAAAGGAUUGCGAAGAGUGCAUCCGACUGGAGCCCUCCUUCAUUAAAGGCUACACACGCAAAGGAGCUGCUUUGGAGGCCAUGAAAGACUUCACUAAAGCCGUGGAUGUGUACCAGAAGGCCCUGGAGCUGGACUCUUCCUCAAAGGAAGCCACGGAAGGCAUUCAGCGCUGUAUGGUCAGUCAGACCACGAGGAACGACACUCCGGAGGAAGUGAAACAGAGGGCCAUGUCUGACCCUGAGGUGCAGCAGAUCAUGAGUGACCCAGCCAUGCGCAUGAUCCUGGAGCAGAUGCAGAAGGACCCUCAGGCGCUUAGCGACCACUUGAAGAAUCCAGUUAUUGCCCAGAAGAUCCAGAAACUUAUUGAUAUUGGACUGAUAGCCAUUCGUUGAUGAGAACCAAGGGACCAAGACAACAGUGGAACAACGUGAAAAUCCCUUUGAUUAUUACAGCCUCCUUUCUUGCCUUCAAAUUCAAAAUAAUAUUAUUGUCAGUCUCCCUGAGACUUGAUGUGUAUGUUUCUUUAUUUUUUUAAAUCAGUUUCAUAACUUUUUCAUUGUAUUUGAGAAAGCAUCUUGUAUGUUAUCCUCAAACUUCAGGACUCCAUAAACAAAUCUAAAUCUAAAAAAAAACUGGAUUAAUGUGUACAGAUGUUAAAAUCUUCAAAAUAAACAGCACAAUUUUAGUGCUCAAACACAUGCCAUGUUUAAAAGGGAAAUCCACCCUGAUACAGAUCACAUGUUUCUAUUGGUUUAAGGAAAAAAAGAAUCUCUUCACUCAAAAUAAAGACUGUAAUGUAGAUCACGACUGAAAAUUGGUCAUUUGAUCUAACAGUUUUGGUCCUCUUAGACUUUGACCAAACCUGAUGCUUAAUGUAUCUGGUCCAGACUCUUCUAAGCAUGCUAGGAAUCAUUUUUGUAUUUCAGUAUUUUUAUUUCUUCGUUUUUGUCUUUUGGGUGUGAUGAUGGUAUUUGUUUACAGCUAAUAUCGGGCGUGUCGAAUUGGCUGGCAAGAGCAUGGAUUUAAUCAAAUGGUAACUGGUACUGGAAGAAAGCUACUUGAUACCAUGAGGGGAAGGGGAUAUUUUGUGGUUUAAGACUGAUCAUUGGCGUUUCAUUGAAUAAAAUGUCAUACAGAAAUCAAGGCACCUAAGUUAUUGUUUUGAAAUCUGCUAUACCACUAAUCUAGCUCUUCUGCCAGUUGAAGAAUCGAUAAGACCCAAGAAUACUGUAACAGUCCUUCCCCCUGUGUUAUGAUCACAUUGAAACUUUUUUAAUUUUAUUUACUAAAGUCAAGUGAAUGUUUUUGACAGGCCUGAACUAUCGCUUUCCUAACCCGGAAAGUAGAGUUCUGCUGUGACAUAUGUGACAACGUCCCUGGCUGGAGUAUUUCAUGUGAAGAACAGGACAUUUUAGGGUGGAUUUUUCCUUUCUAAACUAGCAGGUAUUGGUUGAGUUAUAGGGGUUCCAAUUAUUUAACUUUAUGAUGCAUCUUUAUUGUUUUUUUGACUUGUCUUUGAGUACUAAAGCCUGGCUAUUACCUAUCACUACUUAAUGUUAAUUCUGCCCUGUAACAAGUGUGUCCCUCUGUGGCAGAUUACUUGGUUUCUGUUUUCACAAAGGAAAUACAGAUGUGACAUAGCAAUGAGACAUGGCUCCAGAUACCUUGAAAUCAACACGUUGUCGUAUUGUCAAAUUGCAACAUUAGAUUUGCUGCAUCUGGUUUUCCCUCAAACUUAUGGCAACCGACUGGGUUAGUAGAUAAAAGCUUGUAGUAAUCAACCACACACUGAAUGUAUCUUUAAAGGUCAGCUUUGGCUUUUUCCCUCAAAGACCAACUAUGUUAACUAUGACUUGAUACAGUAGUAGAGCUACCUUUUAUGGUAAGGUCUUAUUCCGUGUGAUUCAAACCUUACAUAAAAGCCAAUAAAGAGUGAAAUGAGA
Messenger RNA from Pungitius pungitius (ninespine stickleback), 3304 nucleotides. RefSeq names its product stress-induced phosphoprotein 1 (gene stip1). The record is from RefSeq and is a predicted model, not a curated record. NCBI's taxonomy places the organism in Eukaryota, Metazoa, Chordata, Actinopteri, Perciformes, Gasterosteidae. The transcript is spliced from 14 exons. Gene Ontology annotation, molecular function: Hsp90 protein binding. Bases 125 to 1753 code for a protein of 542 amino acids.